Molecule: messenger RNA, 573 nt
Organism: Fonsecaea erecta
Lineage: Eukaryota; Fungi; Ascomycota; Eurotiomycetes; Chaetothyriales; Herpotrichiellaceae
Exons: 3
Coding region: 1-573 (190 amino acids)
Source: RefSeq, a predicted model, not a curated record
AUGGGUCCCGAUCAUGGCGUCCUUGGUGCGACAUUCAAAGCCACUCGGGCCCUUCAGAUGGCCUCGAUGAUCGCCGUCAUUGGAAUCACGGCCAAUUUCAUUUCUGAGAUGGUCAAUGCUGGUGCAAAUCCACCAUCGGUCCUCGUCGCCAUUCUGAGCAUUGUCUGCAUUGCUGUGCUGUACUGUGCCAUUACCCUCAUUCUUUACUUCGACAACAUUCUUCCGUUCCUGAUCAGCACUGGCAUCGACGCUCUUUUCCUGAUUGCCCUGAUCGUCGUUUCAGUUGUCGUUGGCAAGCCACUUUCAUAUCUGAACUGUCAGAAUCUGGACGAAACAUCCAACGCUACUUCGAGCGCUUUCGACUUUGCUUCGGCUCUCGGCAACAGUCUCAACAAGAGUGGUAAAGUCAAUUACUCCCAGUGGAUUAAUACUUCCAAGGCGACGUGCUUGGAAAUGAAGUCCAUUUGGGGCUUGAGUAUUGCACUUUGUGUUCUAUUCACUUUCUCGGCGGUGAGCACCAUCUGUCUCUGGAAGAAAACAAAGAACCCUGGUGCAGACAAGAGCGCGGCUUGA